AUCCGCCUUUCUGAUUGGAGGAACGGGAUGUCAAUCAUCAACGUUUCAAAGGGAACAACUGCUGUACAUGGCCCCGGCCAAAAACACUGUCAACACUUCACGACUGUGUACUAGCUACUUUUAGGCCGGAUUUAAAACCCACACAGGGUUUUCUGCUGCUGGUGCUUUCGGAUGUCCAAGUACAAACUGUUUCUGCUGAGGCAUGGGGAGGGGGCCUGGAACAAAGAGAACCGUUUCUGCAGCUGGGUGGACCAGAAGCUGAGCGAGGAUGGGGUGAAGGAGGCCCAGGACUGUGGUAGGCUCCUGAAGGAGCAGGGCUACAAGUUCGACUUAGUAUUCACCUCCAUCCUCAGCCGCUCCAUCCAGACAGCGUGGCUGGUGCUGGAGGCUAUGGGUCAGGAGUGGGUCCCCGUGGUCAAGGCCUGGAGACUGAACGAGCGCCACUACGGCUCCCUGAUUGGCCUGAACCGGGCAGAGAUGGCUCUACAACAUGGAGAGGAAAAGGUGAAGUUGUGGAGAAGGAGCUAUGAUAUCACUCCACCUCCGAUUGAUGAAUCCCACCCUUACUUCCUGGAAAUCUACAAUGACCGCAGAUACACCACUUGUGACGUGCCAAAGGAGAGCCUUCCCAGAGCAGAGAGCCUGAAGGAGGUGUUGGACCGGCUGCUGCCAUACUGGGACAGCACCGUGGUGCCAGAGAUCAGGAACGGCAGGACUGUGCUCAUUUCUGCGCAUGGAAACAGCUGCAGGGCUCUGCUGAAACAUCUGGAAGGUAUAUCGGAUAAGGAUAUCGCCAACGUGACUUUACCUACGGGGAUACCUGUGCUGCUUGAGCUGGAUGACAACCUCAAGCCUGUGAAACCUCGGCAGCUCUUGGGAGACCAGGCGAAGAUUCAGGCGGCGAUUAAAAAGGUGGAGGACCAGGGAAAAGCCAAACCGUCAACUUGAAUGCACUAAACCGGCUGUAAGACUUAACAUAGUUCUGUUCUGGUUGCCUGUGCGCACUUUUAUUAGGUACAGUGAAAAAUCUUGAAAAGACUCAAAUAAUAAUAAUAUAUAACAUCAGACAAUAACAACAACAAAGUGGUGUUAAUAAGAUUCAAAGGAUAUGUGUGAAGUUAUGUGUAAUAGUGGCCUGACCUGGAUACAGAAAGGGCCUGUUCAGACCUGGCAAUAUCAUGCAUCCUAACUGAUCGGAUCACAAGUGGACAGCUUUAAAUACAUCUGUUCACA
Sebastes umbrosus (honeycomb rockfish) is the source of this 1233-nucleotide messenger RNA. RefSeq names its product 2,3-bisphosphoglycerate mutase (gene bpgm). The coding region runs from base 172 to 948 and encodes 258 amino acids. The record is from RefSeq and is a predicted model, not a curated record. The transcript is spliced from 3 exons. Gene Ontology annotation, biological process: glycolytic process. Lineage: Eukaryota; Metazoa; Chordata; Actinopteri; Perciformes; Sebastidae. Gene Ontology annotation, molecular function: intramolecular phosphotransferase activity.